GCAGAAACGCUGCCGUAUUUGGGUGCACGUGCCUUCAUUCACAACCCUAUCUUCCUUCCUCGUCUCUCGAUCUUUUGCGCCGACACUUUCAUCCUUCUGGCCUCUCGAUCUUUUGCGCCGACACCAUGCAGCAUAUGGGGGGUGGUGUAGGUCUACGCUUCAUUAUGUUGAAACACAUGCCUCUGAGUAUGAAGUAUUGUUGUAUUGAUGAGGUGGAAUUGAAGGAUGGUACUGAACGUAAUCUAGAAGAAUUAGAAUUUCAAGGAAAUUGUUUGCAUAAAGACAUUCCGGCUUGCGCUGGAUUUGUUUGUGUCGGUGAUACCAUGUUCAUGUUCGGGGGUUCCUUCUACUCGAUCCCACAGUCCAUUUCAACUACACAAAUUACGUCAACAAACUACUUGUCAACUGCGCCACUACCUGUUGGUUCAUCUCCUGUGACUUGGACUCGUAGCCCCACUAGUAUGAGUGUAGUCCGAGUCAACCCCAUGGUAGCCCCAUUACACGAUGGCAGGAUAUUCAUCUGUGGUGGCACUCCUAUAAGAAGUAGUUGGGCUGAGAUCUACGACCCGAAGACAGGCCAGUUCCUUAGUGUGGAUUUGCCUACGAACGUGGCUAAGAUUCCCUUACCAAGAUCUUGCUUUCAGUACACCAAAGAAUUGGUUCUGGUAUACUAUGAUGCCUGGUUUUACAAUCAGGACGAAUACGAAGGCCGAGCUCGCAUGUCUUGCGACAUUGAAGGAUACGAACCAAUACUCCUCCAGUACAAUUUGGUAGAAAACCAUUGGGAUGUCUUCGCAAGGGUAUUACCUGAGUCAUACCCUGAUGCGUAUAAGAGGAACCUCAUCUAUGUGGGUGGAAACAUUCUAUUCAUGAUGUACUUCUCAUAUAAAUGGUUGGUCUACAAUCUGUCCUCAAAGGAGGUGGUGGCAAACGUGGAGGUGGAGCUUCCUGAUGAGGAUGUGAUUGGAGCUUUCAACACUCAUACCACAAGCACUAGUUGGGUCUUCUACAUAUUCAUUCGUCAUGUGGUUAAUUUUAUGACUGAUGGUGUUCGAUAUGCCAAGGUCGAGGUUGUCCAAGGCAAGGACGGGGAUUACAUUGCUACUGUUCAGAUGAACGGUGUCCUGAGAGUAUCUCCCUUUUCAAAUAUGUAUAUGUUUGGUUUUAAAGCAAGGUCUAAGAGAGGUGCGGAGGAAGAGAAGAAAGGGAAAGAGAAGAUGAUGCGUAAUGAGUGAAAGCCUAGUCCUAUCCCAAUUCCUUCUUGUUCAUCUUCCCUUAGUUCUUGCAGAACUCAUCCCGUAUUUUGUUUUGUCAGACUUAACGCCGUAUUUUGUUUUGUCA
Molecule: messenger RNA, 1341 nt
Organism: Salvia hispanica
Lineage: Eukaryota; Viridiplantae; Streptophyta; Magnoliopsida; Lamiales; Lamiaceae
Molecular function (GO): protein binding
Source: RefSeq, a predicted model, not a curated record